UUAAAGAUUAAAGACUUUAAUAAAACUGGCAAUCAUUUUACUAAACGAUGAUUUAUAUUUUCGACAUAAAAUGUUAAUCGUAAAAUGACGAUUUCUCGAUGAUUUGGUUAUGUUUGUUGAAUUACGAGCGAUUAUGUGCAUGUGUUCGAAGAAGCAACAUGUUGAAUUUUUAGUUUGUCAUUUUAUAUUUGUAUGACAAAUAAUAAGAAACGAUUACGUUUAAAUACAUAUUUUAUUGAGAAAGUUACUCAAAGCAUAUAAGUAAGAUCCAAUAUCGCAAAGAUACGCAUAAAUGUAUAUGUCGAUAUAAUCGUACCUUCCUAAGAACUUAUUAUCUUUCCUUGUAUUUUUUGUCGUAAUCACACGAUUGUGUAUAUUUUAUCUCCAUUUUUUUCUGUGAAGCUACAUAAAAGUAUACUUUAUGUAAAAUGGCAUACAUGGACACGUUACCUGUACUAGAAGGAACAAAAAUGAUUGUUAUAGAUGAAGGAUUAGAUGUAAUGUAUGCAGAAUCAUUAAUAGCUGGAUGGCUGCAUGCAUGGAAGGAGAAGGAUCCUAAUUAUAGUAUCGAUUUACUGUCAUUUUCUGAUCCAAAAUUUUGGUAUGACAACGAAUCUGGGCCAUUAAUAUCCAAGAAUAUACAUUUACAUGAUUAUUAUACUAUCAAUAUAAAUGAAGUUGUAAAGAAAGAUUUGGAAAAUCUUGAAUAUAUACUUAAAACUGUCAAAUUAAAGCCUCGGAAUACAGUUAUCGUCAAUUGCUUGAGUUCCUUAAUUCUGUAUGUGGGUCUAGCAAAGGCUCUAUGGUUUGUAGAAAAAUUAAGUAAGCAGGUGUCACAACUUAUAUGCAUUUAUCGGAGAGAUGUUGUACAGAAAGUGCCUGCAAUUGAAACUUUGGGUACUACUUAUGUUAAACUAGAGAAAUUUACCGGAAUUAGCUCUAUAAAUAAUUUAAUUUACACUGCAAGGCUUAUUCAUAGAAAAUUGGGUGGUUCCGUAAUAUGUCAAACAGAAAUAAUAAAGCAGGAGAGUACAUCUUAUCAGAUUAACACUGAAAAAAUUGCAAUAGCAAAUGCUCACAAAUCAGAAGCAAAUGAAAAUCAAGCAAUGAAAAUUGAAUCAUCAUUUAGAAUAGAAAUGAAUGCUCGAGAAAUGGAACAAAGAGACAAAACACCUUUACCUUAUACUGUUAAUACAACAAAUACCUCUAGAAUAUUUUAUCAUCCAGAUGAUAUAGAUGAUAUAGAUGAAGAUGAUCCUGAUGAUGAUCUAUGUUUCUAAAUUUAUAAAAAUCCAGA
Camponotus floridanus (Florida carpenter ant) is the source of this 1297-nucleotide messenger RNA. RefSeq lists its product as uncharacterized. Gene Ontology annotation, biological process: tRNA wobble uridine modification. The transcript has 2 exons. NCBI's taxonomy places the organism in Eukaryota, Metazoa, Arthropoda, Insecta, Hymenoptera, Formicidae. The coding region runs from base 429 to 1280 and encodes 283 amino acids. Gene Ontology annotation, cellular component: nucleus; cytosol; elongator holoenzyme complex. Gene Ontology annotation, molecular function: tRNA binding. The record is from RefSeq and is a predicted model, not a curated record.